This is a messenger RNA of Cheilinus undulatus (humphead wrasse), 2557 nucleotides long. It is a transcript of the gene slc16a1a, whose product is annotated as solute carrier family 16 member 1a. The coding region runs from base 407 to 1777 and encodes 456 amino acids. NCBI's taxonomy places the organism in Eukaryota, Metazoa, Chordata, Actinopteri, Labriformes, Labridae. The transcript has 7 exons. Gene Ontology annotation, cellular component: membrane. Gene Ontology annotation, biological process: monocarboxylic acid transport; transmembrane transport. Gene Ontology annotation, molecular function: monocarboxylic acid transmembrane transporter activity. The record is from RefSeq and is a predicted model, not a curated record.
GUGAAACCAGUUAUUAAAAGGACCUCAGUUUGCCCAUCAUCGGUCUCUUACAGACUCAAACCUGUUGCCUCGAAGACCUUCUGUGGAGAAUCGGCGAUAACUGUUGUCGCUUCUAUGUGGAAUGGAUUAUAUGUGGAGUUAAUUGGCUUUUGCAUCAUCCUGCCCUCGCCCUGACCCUCAUGAAGACCCCUGUCUCGCUCAGUCCGUGGAGCUGGGAUUUACUCCACUUUCAUCUGUACCACCUUGCCUGGGCAAAAAGAGACUCCAAGUCCCAUUCAAUGAAGUCUGCAGCGUGUUAACGCGCCUCAGAGACUGCUGUUUAUCUGCAGAGCUCAUCUGGCCCCACUGAAGAGUCCCUGACAAGGUCCUCAUUUCUGUAUAACUUGCUGAAAUUUUGAGAGAGAAAAUGGCACCUGCUGUUGGUGGUCCUGUAGGCUACACACCACCUGAAGGUGGCUGGGGGUGGAUGGUGGUGGCUGGGGCCUUCAUCUCUAUCGGCUUCUCCUACGCCUUUCCUAAGUCCAUCACUGUCUUCUUUAAAGAGAUCGAGGCAAUCUUCGAUGUGACCAGCAGUCAGGUGUCCUGGAUUUCUUCCAUCAUGCUAGCAUGCAUGUAUGGUGGAGGUCCCAUCAGCAGCAUCCUGGUAAAUAAAUAUGGAAGUCGUCCUGUUAUGAUGGCUGGAGGAUGCCUGUCUGGACUGGGUCUUGUUGGUGCUUCCUUCUGCAAAUCUGUUGAAGCUCUGUAUUUUUGUAUCGGCGUUGUAGGAGGUCUUGGAUUAGCCUUCAACCUCAACCCUGCCCUCACAAUGAUCGGAAAGUACUUCUACAAGAGGCGGCCUAUUGCUAAUGGAAUAGCAAUGGCCGGCAGCCCUGUCUUCCUCUCUACCCUGGCUCCUCUGAACACUUGGCUCUUCGACCAGUUUGGCUGGAGAGGAAGCUUCCUGAUUCUGGGUGGCCUGCUCUUUAACUGCUGUGUCGCUGGUUCCCUUAUGCGACCCAUCGGACCAAAACCCAAACCUGUGGAGAAGAACACAGAGAGGAGGACUGUAAUGUCGACCAUUAACAGCUUCAUUGAUCUGUCUUUGUUCAAGCACCGUGGCUUUUUGCUCUACAUCAUGGGCAACAUUAUCAUGUUUUUCGGCCUCUUUGCACCACUGGUGUUCCUCAGUAAUUAUGCAAAGAGUAAAGAGAUCCCUAAAGAGAAGGCAGCUUUCUUACUGUCUGUGCUGGCUUUUGUUGACAUGGUUGCCCGUCCUUCAAUGGGACUUGUGGCAAACACUAAGUGGGUCCGGCCCAGAAUACAGUACUUCUUUGCUGCCUCUGUGCUCUACAAUGGUGUCUGUCACAUUCUAGCACCGAUAUCAGUAAACUACACAGGGUUUGUGAUAUAUGCCAUGUUCUUUGGGUUUGCUUUUGGCUGGCUAAGCUCAGUGCUGUUUGAGACCUUAAUGGACCUGGUGGGGGCCCAGCGCUUCUCCAGUGCUGUUGGGCUGGUCACUAUUGUGGAGUGUGGUCCUGUACUGCUAGGCCCCCCUUUGCUUGGGAAGUUUAAAGACAUCUAUCAUGAUUACAAGUACACAUACCAGGGCUGUGGGAUCCUCCUCAUCGUCUCCAGUGUCUUCCUUUUUGUAGGAAUGGGACUCAACUAUCGAUUCCUGGAUAAAGAGAAGAAAGAGGAGGAGAGGAAGGCCAGGGUGGGGGGUCGAGAACAAAAGUCCAACAGGGACAACGCUGCCAAGGAGGUAGCAGAGGCUAGGAACACAGAAGACACUGUCUAAUUCUCUGUGUACCCUGUUAAGCUACUUUUUUGGUUGUUUUCUGAGGCAGAUAUACAGUACAUAUGAUGAAUGGGUGAGUUAAAGAAGACAACAGAUGAAAAAUCUUCUGUUUCAUUUGUUUAAAUGGCACAUACAUUUGAGUCCCAUCAUUUCAAUGUAAAAUAUUUAAACACAUAUUAAAACCCUUUAAGCUCUAAUGAAUUACCAACUUAAAAUACCUCUGAUAUUCUUACAGGGAUUGUUAUAUAUAUGUGUGAUAGACUAUUAAGGAUUGCUUAGCAUAUAUAUGUUUGGGGUAUUAUUAAAAUGUAAUUUAAUAGUAUCAUAAUCACCACUAUAUAAGUUUAUUAACCCUCUACAAUGUACCAUAUGAUAAUUAAAGAUAUUUUCAGUAUGGAGCAUUCAAAGUGCAGCGCUGUAUUUUUUUUUAAAGCUGACUGCAAACAUGUUAUGUGAAAGUGUGUAAUUAAAGCAAUCACCUUGCUUUGCCUGGCACAUUAGCCCAUGUUAGCUCUAAACACACAUAUUCAUAUUUUUUGUCCUGUUCACAAGGAGCAUGUAGUUUAUGGAAGAUAUGGAAAUAUCCUUGUUACCAAUUUUGUGUCUUUAACAAAUAUAUUCAGUACUAUUUCUCAUUCAAAUAUCCAAUAUUGUCAGUUUCUUGUUGAUGAAAAUUAGUAAUACUUUGGAGAGUAUUAACAUUUUACAGCUUUGUGUACUCACAAUAGGAAUAUGUGCCACUGACUGCAAGUAUAUUAUAUGGAUCACGUGUUAGGUCAA